Molecule: messenger RNA, 4975 nt
Organism: Symphalangus syndactylus (siamang)
Lineage: Eukaryota; Metazoa; Chordata; Mammalia; Primates; Hylobatidae
Gene: SLA2
Product: Src like adaptor 2
Molecular function (GO): protein binding
Source: RefSeq, a predicted model, not a curated record
CAGACUGGGCAGCACAGUGAAACCUCAUCUCUACAAAAAAUUUUAAAAUAGGCCAGGAGUGCUGGUGCACACCUGUAGUCCUAGCUACUCAAGGCUGAGAAGGGAGGAUUACUUGAGCCUGGGUCAAGGCACUAAGCUAUGAUUGUGCCACUGCACUCUAUCCUGGGUGACAAAGCAAGACCCUGUUAAAAAAAAAAAAAAAAAAAAAAAAUCAAGCCUGGUCAUGCAUCGGAAUCACCUGGAGGCAUGAAAACAGAUUGCUGGGCCUACCCCGAGUAUGAUUCCAUAGAUCUGGGAUGCGGCCUGAGAAUUUGCAUGUCUAACAAAUCCCCGCUGAGGCUGCUGGUCUAGGGACCAUACUUGGAGACCACUGUCCAGAUAUUGCUAUUCAAAGUGUGGUCCCGAGACUGGCAACAUGGGGGUCACCUGGGAGCGUAUUAGAAAUGCAAAAUACUGAACUCCGCCCCAGACCUUCUGAAUCAGAGCCUGCAGUUUAACAAGAUCCCCAGGUGCUUCCUAUACACAUUAAAGGUUGAGAAGGCAGUGCUUCCCACACUCAUCAGUCAAGGGGAUCUCCUGCAGGGUUUAAAAUUUAGAUUCCCGGGCUCCCUAUCUGGAGACUUGGAUUUAGAAGGUUUGGGAGAUCCCAGAAUUAAGCCCCGCUGAGUGAUUAUUAUGGUCAGGCCAGCAUGGGAACUCCUACUCAUUUUCCUCAGUCCUGUGUUCCUUGGACAAGACCAAGCCACAAAGCCAGAGAAAAACCUUUUGCUCCAGGAUCAUGACAAGGCAGCAGCUGCUCCCCUAGAAACAGGAACUCGGGGAAGGUGGCUCCUCGAUGGUCUGUGAUGCCGUCAGAGGAAACGGGUGGUUGUGAGAACCACAGAGUCUGCAGUCGGAGCUAGAGCUCCAAGGACCCCAUGCCUGUGUCUCUGUGAGAGAGCUCAAAGGGCCCUGGGCCUUCCCUCCCUGGCUCGGCUGUGCUUGGGAGGGUUCCCCAGUCCAGAAUCCCUAAGGAGCAUGGGGCAGCUGAUCCAUCCCUGGUGUACAAACUGCUGACUGCAGACAGAUGCUGAGCUACCCAAACCGACACCUAGCCUCUCCCUGAAGAUCCUCCCAGGCUGAGAGAGUUCUGGGUAUCCUAGCACAAAGGACACUGGCAGACUUCCAGAAGGGCCCCCAAAGCACUAACCUGUCCAGCCAGAGCAUGCGUCUCAGCAGAGCUGUCUUCCCAAGCCUUUGAUGACAAACCAAUUUCCCUCAGUGAUGUGCUUCUGAGUGCUCUGCUGAGGAACAAUGGGAAGUCUGCCCAGCAGAAGAAAAUCUCUGCCAAGCCCAAGCUUGAGUCCCUCUGUCCAAGGCCAGGGACCUGUGACCAUGGAAGCAGAGAGAAGCAAGGCCACUGCCGUGGCCCUGGGCAGCUUCCCGGCAGGUGGCUCAGCCGAGCUGUCGCUGAGACUCGGGGAGCCAUUGACCAUCAUCUCUGAGGAUGGAGACUGGUGGACGGUGCUGUCUGAAGUCUCAGGCAGAGAGUACAACAUCCCCAGCGUCCACGUGGCCAAAGUCUCCCAUGGGUGGCUGUAUGAGGGCCUGAGCAGGGAGAAAGCGGAGGAACUGCUGUUGUUACCUGGGAACCCUGGAGGGGCCUUCCUCAUCAGGGAGAGCCAGACCAGGAGAGGCUCUUACUCUCUGUCAGUCCGCCUCAGCCGCCCUGCAUCCUGGGACCGGAUCAGACACUACAGGAUCCACCGCCUUGACAAUGGCUGGCUGUACAUCUCACCACGCCUCACCUUCCCCUCACUCCAGGCCCUGGUGGACCAUUACUCUGAGCUGGCGGAUGACAUCUGCUGCCUCCUCAAGGAGCCCUGUGUCCUGCAGAGGGCUGGCCUGCUCCCUGGCAAGGAUAUACCCCUACCUGUGACUGUGCAGAGGACACCACUCAACUGGAAAGAGCUGGACAGCUCCCUCCUGUUUUCUGAAGCUGCCACAGGGGAGGAGUCUCUUCUCAGUGAGGGUCUCCGGGAGUCCCUUAGCUCCUACAUCAGCCUGAAUGACGAGGCUGUCUCUUUGGAUGAUGCCUAGGCCCAAAGGAGAGGCCAAAAGGGAAACCAAGGCUGCACACCUAGAACCCCAAUUCAGCCUCCUGAGCAUCCCAGAGGCAAGGCUGUGCACUCAGGGAAGGAGGGUGGGACACAGAGGUGCAUCCAGGGUCCCACCUGUACCCUUGCUCUUUCCUCUCUUAGCCCUUAGAAGUCACCUAUUUCCUCCCAGUGCCAUGAUCCCACCUUCGACCUCUAGUCCGAGUGCAGAGAAGGUGGGACCAGGGCCAGGGUUCCAAAGAGAAUAAGCCUCCUGGGGGUCUGACCUAGUUAGUUCUUGAGUUUGGGGUUUCCAGUACCAUCUGGGAUGCCCUGCCUGUUGAGCCCCAUUCUACAUCUCCACCGUUAACCAGGCCCCACCCACAAGGUAGAAACAACCCCUAGAGUCAACGAGAAAGUCAUUUUCAGAAAAUUUACAAGUCUCGUUGAGACCACCACCAUACCUCAGAAGGUAGGACUGUGGCCUAGAAGGGAAAGGAAAGCUGAGAUGAUGUCUUACCGUAGCAGCAGAUCUUGGAUGGUCCAGCCUCUACGUGACCUCCACAGCAAAGAGAAAGACUUUGGACAGUCUAGGUCCUCAAAUGUCCCCCAUUGAGGACAACAGCCCUAGCUCUUUUUUUUUUUUGGAGAUGGAGUCUUGCCCUGUUGCCCAGGCCGGAGUGCAAUGGCACGAUCUCAGCUCACUGCAACCUCCAUCUCCUGGAUUCAAACAAUUCUCCUGCCUCAGCCUCCAGAGUAGCUGGGAUUACAGGCACACACCACCAUGCCUGGCUAAUUUUUUUUUUUGAGACGGAGUCUUGCUCUGUCAUCCAGGCUGGAGUGCAGUGGCGCAAUCUCAGCUCACUGCAAGCUCUGCCUCCCGGGUUCACGCCAUUCUCCUGCCUCAGCCUCUCUGAGUAGCUGGGACUAUAGGUGCCCACCAUCACGCCCGGCUAAUUUUUUUUUUUGUAUUUUUAGUAGAGACGGGGUUUCACCGUGGUCUCGAUCUCCUGACCUCGUGAUCCACCCGCCUCGGCCUCCCAAAGUGCUGGGAUUACAAGUGUGAGCCACCGCGCCCAGCGCAUUUUUUCGUAUUUCUAGUAGAGAUGGGGAUUUCACCACGUUGGCCAGGCUGGUUUCGAACUCCUGACCUCAGGUGAUCCACCCACCUCGGCCUCCCAAAGUGUUGGGAUUACAGGCGUGAGCCACGGCACCCAGCCUAGCUCUCAGAUCUCUACUUCAUUUUGUGGCUUACCAUUCCCUAGCACACUGGCCUUGCCAUCUUGUGGCCAAAUACAAAAUAACACCUUUUUUUUUUUUUUUUUUUUUUUUUUUUUUUUGAGACGGAGUCUCGCUCUGUCGCCCAGGCUGGAUGCAGUGGCACGAUCUCGGCUCACUGCAAGCCCCGCCUCCCGGGUUCACGCCAUUCUCCUGCCUCAGCCUCUCCGAGUAGCUGGGACUACAGGCGCCCGCCACCACGCCCGGCUAAUUUUUUCUAUUUUUAGUAGAGACGGGGUUUCACCGUGGUCUCGAUCUCCUGACCUCGUGAUCCGCCCGCCUCGGCCUCCCAAAGUGCUGGGAUUACAAGCGUGAGCCACCACGCCCGGCCAAAAUAACACCUCUUAAGUCUAGCACACUGCAGUGAGGCCAGGCACCUCAGUGCUGGGCAGGGGCAUCAGAAGGUGCUAAGCCCUCUCUCCACAAUGCCAAGACGGAGACCACAGCCUACACCAAAUCCAGCCCUUGAUUUCCCUGCUGCCCCCAUAAAGAAAGAGAAAGAGGUCUGCUGGAUCUGUUAAGGGAGCAGGGAGAGGAAGAAAGAGGGAUGGGGUGGGAGGCACCACCUCCAGUGCUCCUACUGGUUCCCAAGCUGCAGGUGGGGUGGAAAAGGCUUUAUCAGGUAUCAUCAACAGGUUCUCAAUUAAAGAUUUGAUUUAUUCAAGUAUGUGAAAACAUUCUACAAUGGAAACUGUUAUUAGAUGCUGCCUGUACUGUGCUAUGGACCACGCACAUACAGCCAUGCAUGCUGUUUCAGAAGACUUGAAAUGCCACUGAUAGUUUAAAAACUGUACACCUGAUGGAGAAUCGAGGAAGACAAUUUAAUGUUUCAUCUGAAUCCAGAGGUGCAUCAAAUUAAAUGACAGCUCCACUUGGCAAACAGCUGUUACUUGAUGGUAUCCAAGAAGAAAUGGUUGGUGAUGGAUAAAUUCAGAAAUGCUUCCCCAAAGGUGGGUGGUUUUUAAAAAGUUUCAGGUCACAACCCUUGCAGAAAACGCUGAUGCCCAACACACUGAUUUGCGGUCCAGGAAACAUGGGUCUUCCAAGUUCCAAGGGGCUGGGGUUCCCCAACGAUCAAGUUCCUGUGCUGUAAUCAAGAGGGUCCUUUGGACUGGAUAGGGAGCAGUUGGGAGCUGUACACCAUCAGUCAUAAUGGAUGGCAGUGUAAAAGAUGAUCCAAAUGACCUAGUGAGGAGACAAGCACUGUUCAUAGGUCACCUGGCUUAACACAGGCUGAUUCCACAAAACAAAAAUGCCAGAUGAGAAUGUAAACACGGGCACUCUCCAGGGGCUAUCCAUUGCACAAUCUGCUUGGGGGGUCUAAAUUAUUUCACUGAAAUCACGCUGUCACUAACAGAACGCAGGACUGCCCUCCUGCACUUGCAAAGGAACUCCUGAUAAGCUCCUCCCCUACCAAAUGGCAACCCCAGGCCCAGGGAAUUGAGAUACAGAUGUGGAAAUGAUUCAAGUAAAGCAUACUACACUGCUAGCAGGUGCUGCGACUACCAAUGUGAAAAUACCAUCAUAACUUGUCAGCUGCAUAUCAAAGCAGGGAUUCUCAAACCUUGGCUACCCAUUGUAAUCUCUUGGUUCUUUUAAAAAAACAUACAGAUGCCCCAGCA